AUGGGUCCACAAAGUAGUGGGAAAAGUACUCUGUUAAAUCAUCUAUUCCACACUAAUUUCAGAGAGAUGGAUGCUUUCAAGGGAAGGUCGCAAACUACAAAGGGGAUAUGGUUGGCAAGAUGUGUUGGAAUUGAACCUUGUACCCUCGUCAUGGAUUUGGAGGGUAAUGAUGGAAGAGAAAGGGGAGAGGAUGACACUGCCUUCGAAAGGCAGGCUGCACUGUUUGCUCUUGCUGUUUCAGAUAUAGUCCUAAUAAACAUGUGGUGUCAUGACAUUGGUCGUGAACAUGCAUCAAAUAAGCCUCUUCUGAAAACUGUAUUCCAGGUCAUGAUGCGAUUAUUUAGUCCUCGCAAAACAACAUUGAUGUUUGUAAUACGUGACAAAACAAAAACACCUUUGGAGAGUUUGGAGCCUAUUCUCCGGGAAGACGUCCAGAAGAUUUGGGAUUCCGUUCCCAAGCCACAAGCUUACAAGGAAACCCCUAUAAGUGAAUUUUUUAAUGUCGAAGUUGUAGCUUUAUCUAGUUAUGAGGAGAAGGAAGAACAAUUUAUGGAGCAGGUGGCCAAUUUGAGACAGCGGUUCUUCCACUCUAUUGCACCUGGUGGGCUUGCGGGAGACAGGCGUGGUGUGGUCCCAGCAUCCGGCUUUUCCUUUAGUGCUCAACAAAUCUGGAAGAUUAUAAAAGAAAAUAAGGACCUUGACUUACCAGCCCAUAAAGUUAUGGUUGCUACGGUAAGAUGUGAAGAGAUAGCAAAUGAAAAAUGUGGUUCUUUUUUGGAAAAUGAGGAAUGGCGAGAGAUUGAAGAGGCUGUUAAAUCUCACCCAGUGCCGAAAUUUGGGAAGAGGCUUAGUUCAAUUAUUGACACUUACCUAUCUGAGUAUGAUGCCGAAGCCACUUAUUUUGAUGAAGGCGUGCGGAUGGGAAGAAGGAAACAGUUGGAAGAGAAAUUACUGCAACUUGUCCAACCUGCUUACCAAUUAAUGCUGGGACAUAUUCGAUCUGGUACCUUGGAGAGGUUUAAAGAAGCUUUUGAUGCUGCUUCGAGUGGAGGAAAAGGAUUUGCCGUAGCUGCUCGUGAAUGCACUGAGAAUUUUAUGUCCCAUUUUGAUGAAGCUUGUGCUGAUGCGAUCAUUGAGCAAGCAAAUUGGGACUCAUCAGACAAAAGGGGCAAACUCCAACGUGAUAUUGAUGCACACAUUGCCACAGUUUGUAAAACCAAACUAUCUGAGCUAGCAACUGCCUAUGAGACCAAAUUGAAGGAAGCCUUAGAUAAUCCAGUGGCGGCUCUCCUAGAGGAAGCUAAUGAUGGUACAUGGCCGGCUAUAAGACAACUUCUUCGACGUGAAAGUGAAAAGGCUAUUACUAGCUUUUCUUCUGCUCUUUCUGGUUUUGAAAUGGAUGAAGAAACAAAGGAGCAGAUGCUGUCUAAGCUGGAAGCUCAUGCUAGAGAAGUGGUUGAAUCCAAGGCAAAAGAGGAAGCUGGAAAAGUUCUUAUUCAUAUGAAGGAGAGGUUCACGACGUUAUUUAACUAUGAUUCCGAUGUACCACGAGUUUGGACUGGGAAGGAAGACAUUCGAGCUAUUACCAGAACUGCUCGUUCUUCAUCACUGAAGUUGCUAUCAGUAAUGGCGGCAGUAAGAUUGGAUGCUGAGUUGGAUAAUAUUGAGAAAACUCUGUCUCUUGCUUUAGUCGAUAGCAAAGCUAGUUCUUCUUCGAACAAGAAUAUGGCACCUACAUCAGUUGACCCUCUAGCUUCAAGCACUUGGAAUGAGGUUCCUCCAUCAAAGACUCUUCUCACUCCUGUCCAGUGCAAAUCCUUGUGGAGACAGUUCAAACAAGAGACUGAGUACGCUGUAACUCAAGCCAUUUCAGCUCAGGAGGCUAAUAAGCGAAACAACAAUUGGUUGCCACCUCCCUGGGCAAUUGUUGCCUUGAUUGUGCUAGGGUUCAAUGAAUUUAUGACCUUAUUAAGAAAUCCUCUCUAUCUAGGAGUCAUCUUUGUCGGUUUUCUGCUUGUAAAAGCCCUCUGGGUGCAACUAGACAUCGCUGGUGAAUUUCGCAAUGGUGCUCUUCCUGGGCUUCUCUCUUUAUCGACGAAGUUCCUUCCAACGGUCAUGAAUAUUCUUAGAAAACUCGCGGAGGAGGGUCAGAAGCCGACGGAUACAAAUACAAACACCACACAGCAAAAUCCACCCCUUGCAUCAAGGAGUGUCCGCUCUGGACCAAAUGAAUACAGCGAAAUUUCGUCAUCCGCUUCCUCUGAGGUGACUUCUUCAGAAAAUGGUUCAGAAUACUCAAGUCCCUCAUGGCACAAGGCAGAGUGA
Messenger RNA from Oldenlandia corymbosa var. corymbosa, 2325 nucleotides. Lineage: Eukaryota; Viridiplantae; Streptophyta; Magnoliopsida; Gentianales; Rubiaceae. The record is from the annotation of a GenBank genome assembly.